Molecule: messenger RNA, 568 nt
Organism: Stereum hirsutum FP-91666 SS1
Lineage: Eukaryota; Fungi; Basidiomycota; Agaricomycetes; Russulales; Stereaceae
Exons: 4
Coding region: 1-408 (135 amino acids)
Source: RefSeq, a predicted model, not a curated record
AUGAACGGAACCGCACCCGCUUUCCCAUCCUCUCAUUGGUUCAAGUCGAAGAUGCGGUGGCCGACGUACCGAGAACCAUAUGUACGCCGAUAUCACCCAUAUUUCAGAACCUCCCCGUCCCAACAUGAAACGACCGUGCUUCUCUCGGAGGUCGAGUACCAAAAGGCCAUGGCCGAUCAGCCGCGGUCAAGCUUCGCGUUGCCUUCGUUCAUCUUUGAGGAUUGUGAGAUUGAGGUUGUCCCUUCUGCGCCGGGGAGCGGUGACGCGCUUGAUGUUCAGACUGUUGCGGGUCGCCGUCGACUCAGGCUCUUGACGGAGUACUUGCUGAUGUGCCUUCACGGUAUACGCACAAAGAAGCGUGCGGAGGUGGAUCUGCAUAUGGCGUCGGACUCGAACCGAUCCAAGUGAUUCAAUCACGUUCAGUUUGUUCAUAGUUAUUCUUGGUUUAAGAGCAGGGUUAUUCUGCUACGUUGAUGGUAUGUCACGUUGUAUCGAGCUAUAGUAUGCUCUGCGUCUUGUAGACGUUGUCGUAUGACGAUGGGGGUUUUGGUAAUCUUGGGCAAAAAGC